Lemur catta (Ring-tailed lemur) is the source of this 6064-nucleotide messenger RNA. RefSeq names its product tensin 1 (gene TNS1). The coding region runs from base 95 to 5455 and encodes 1786 amino acids. The record is from RefSeq and is a predicted model, not a curated record. Gene Ontology annotation, biological process: fibroblast migration. The transcript has 33 exons. Gene Ontology annotation, molecular function: protein binding. NCBI's taxonomy places the organism in Eukaryota, Metazoa, Chordata, Mammalia, Primates, Lemuridae.
UGUGUCUCGCCCUCUUGCAGUCUGCAGCUUCUCCUGUCAUCGGAAAUGCCAGGCCAAGGUGGCCGCCCCCUGCAUCCCUCCGUCCAGCCAUGAGAUGGUGCCCAUCACCACGGAGAGUGCACCGAAGAAUGUAGUGGACACGGGAGAAGGAGCCUCCCGGGGUGGAAACACACGGAAAAGCUUGGAGGACGACGCCUCCACCAGGGUCAUCCCCAGCGUCCAGCCCCAGCCCCAGCCCAUCAGAAACAUGAGUGUGAGCCGGACCAUGGCGGACAGCUGUGAGCUGGACCUGGUGUACGUCACAGAGAGAAUCAUCGCCGUCUCCUUCCCCAGCACGGCCAACGAGGAGAACUUCCGCAGCAACCUCCGUGAGGUGGCCCAGAUGCUCAAGUCCAAACAUGGCGGCAACUACCUGCUGUUCAACCUCUCGGAACGGAGACCUGACAUCACAAAGCUCCACGCCAAGGUACUGGAGUUUGGCUGGCCUGACCUACACACCCCCGCCCUGGAGAAGAUCUGCAGCAUUUGCAAGGCCAUGGACACGUGGCUCAACGCAGACCCCCACAAUGUCGUCGUUCUGCACAAUAAGGGAAACCGAGGCAGGAUAGGCGUGGUUAUUGCGGCUUACAUGCACUACAGCAACAUUUCUGCCAGCGCGGAUCAGGCUCUGGACCGGUUUGCAAUGAAGCGAUUCUACGAGGAUAAGAUUGUGCCCAUUGGCCAGCCAUCCCAAAGAAGGUACGUGCAUUACUUCAGCGGCCUGCUCUCCGGCUCCAUCAAAAUGAACAACAAGCCCUUGUUUCUGCACCACGUGAUCAUGCAUGGCAUCCCCAACUUUGAGUCUAAAGGAGGGUGCCGGCCGUUUCUCCGUAUCUACCAGGCCAUGCAGCCUGUUUACACGUCUGGCAUCUACAACAUCCCAGGGGACAGCCAGACCAGCGUCUGCAUCACCAUCGAGCCAGGACUGCUCUUGAAGGGGGACAUCUUGCUGAAGUGCUACCACAAGAAGUUCCGGAGCCCAGCCCGCGACGUCAUCUUCCGCGUGCAGUUCCACACCUGCGCCAUCCAUGACUUGGGGGUUGUCUUUGGCAAGGAAGACCUUGAUGAUGCCUUCAAAGAUGAUCGAUUUCCAGAAUAUGGCAAAGUGGAGUUUGUGUUUUCUUAUGGGCCAGAGAAAAUUCAUGGCAUGGAGCACUUGGAGAACGGGCCCAGCGUGUCCGUGGACUACAACACCUCCGACCCCCUCAUCCGCUGGGACUCCUACGACAACAUCGGUGGGCAUCGAGAUGACGGCAUGGAGGAGGUGGUGGGACACACCCAGGGGCCGCUGGACGGAAGCCUGUAUGCCAAGGUGAAGAAGAAGGACUCCCUGCACGGCAGCACUGGGGCCGUCAAUGCCACACGUCCUGUCCUGUCGGCCACCCCCAACCACGUGGAGCACACACUCUCUGUGAGCAGUGACUCGGGCAACUCCACGGCCUCCACCAAAACAGACAAGACUGAUGAGCCUGUCCCUGGGGCCUCCAGCAUCCCUGCUGCCCUGAGUCCUGAGGAGAAGCAGGAGCUGGAUCGCCUGCUGAGUGGCUUUGGCUUAGAGCGAGAGAAGCAAGGCGCCAUGUACCACCCCCAGCACCUCAGGUCCCGCCCGGCGGGGGGCCCAGCUGCACCCUCCUCGGGCCGCCAUGUUGUCCCAGCCCAGGUUCACGUCAAUGGCAGGGCCCUGGCAUCUGAGAGGGAAACAGACAUCCUGGAUGAUGAGCUGCCCAACCAGGAUGGGCACAGCGUGGGCAGCAUGGGCACGCUGUCCUCCCUGGACGGGGUCACCAACACCAGUGAGAUGGGCUACCCAGAGGCCCUAUCCCCACUACCCAAUGGUCUGGAUAAGCCCUACCCCAUGGAGCCUAUGGUCAAUGGCGGGGGCUACCCGUAUGAGCCCGCCAGCCGGGCAGUGCCUGCCCACGUCAGCCACACGGCCCCCAUGCGGCCCUCCUACUCCGCACAGGAGGGUUUAGCUGGCUACCAGCGGGAGGGGCCCCACCCAGCCUGGACACAGCCAAUGACCACCUCCCACGGUGGUCAUGACCCCAGCGGUAUGUUCCGCUCUCAGUCCUUUUCGGAAGUUGAGCCCCAGCUGCCCCCAGCUCCAGCCCGUGGGGGAAGCAGCCGGGAGGCUGUGCAGAGGGGGCUGAAUUCAUGGCAGCAGCAGCAGCAGCAGCAGCAGCAGCCUCGCCCACCUCCUCGCCAGCAGGAACGAGCCCCAGUGGAGAGUCUUGUGACCAGCAGGCCCAGCCCCCAGCCAUUGGCAGAGACCCCCAUCCCUGGGCUCCCUGAGUUCCCAAGGGCAGCCUCCCAGCAGGAGAUCGAGCAGUCCAUCGAAGCACUCAACAUGCUGAUGCUGGAUCUGGAGCCGGCUUCGGCCGCUGCCCCCCUGCACAAGUCCCAGAGUGUCCCAGGGGCCUGGCCAGGGGCUUCCCCACUCUCUUCCCAGCCCCUCUCCGGCUCUUCCCGCCAGUCCCAUCCACUGACCCAGUCCAGAUCUGGCUAUAUCCCCAGUGGGCAUUCCUUGGGAACUCCUGAGUCAGCCCCACAGUCCUCCCUGGAGUCUGUCCCUCUGGGCAGGUCUUACUCACCUUAUGAUUACCAGCCAUGUCCAGCUGGGCCCAGCCAGGGUUUCGGACCCAAGAGCUCAGCCUCCUCCUCCUUGCCCACCUUCCUUCCAAACACCCACACCCCUCCAGGGCCUCAGCAGCCCCCAGCCUCUCUCCCUGGCCUCACUGCUCAGCCACAGCUCCCACCAAAGGAAGCAACUUCAGACCCCUCCCGAACUCCAGAGGAGGAGCCAUUGAAUCUGGAAGGGCUGGUGGCCCACAGGGUAGCAGGGGUGCAGGCUCGGGAGAAGCAGCCCGUAGAACCCCCAGCCCCUCUCCGGAGACGGGCUGCCAGUGAUGGACAGUAUGAGAACCAGUCUCCGGAAGCCACAUCCCCCCGUAGCCCCGGGGUUCGCUCUCCCGUCCAGUGCGUCUCCCCCGAGCUGGCUCUUACCAUCGCCCUCAAUCCUGGAGGGCGGCCCAAGGAGCCCCAUCUGCACAGCUACAAGGAGGCCUUUGAGGAGAUGGAGGGAACCGCCCCGAGCAGCCCGCCGCCCAGCGGGGUACGAUCCCCGCCGGGUCUGGCCAAGACACCCCUGUCUGCUCUGGGCCUGAAACCCCACAAUCCAGCGGACAUCCUGCUGCACCCCACAGGCGUCACCAGAAGAGUGAUCCAGCCAGCGGAGGACGAGGGGAAGGUGGCGGUCCAGCCUCCCGAAGAGCCCCGGAGCUAUGUCGAGUCUGUGGCGCGGACAGCGGUGUCUGGACCCCGAGCUCAGGACCCUGAGCCCAAGAGCUUCAGUGCACCAGCUGCCCAGGCCUAUGGCCACGAGACACCCCUGAGGAACGGGACCCUGGGUGGCUCCUUCGUCUCCCCCAGCCCCCUGUCCACCAGCAGCCCCAUCCUCAGCGCUGACAGCACUUCAGUGGGGAGCUUCCCAUCCGGGGAGAGCAGCGACCAGGGUCCCCGGACGCCCACGCAGCCUCUGUUGGAGUCUGGCUUCCGCGCCGGCAGCCUGGGGCAGCCCAGCCCUUCAGCCCAGAGAAGCUACCAGAGCUCUUCUCCUCUCCCGACGGUGGGCAGCAGCUACAGCAGCCCCGACUACUCACUGCAGCAAUUCAGCUCCUCUCCGGAAAGCCAGGCCCGGUCUCAGUUCAGUGUGGCUGGCGUCCACGCGGUGCCUGGGAGCCCUCAGGCACGCCACAGGACAGUGGGCACCAACACUCCCCCGAGUCCCGGCUUCGGCCGGCGGGCCAUCAACCCUAGCAUGGCUGCCCCCAGCAGUCCCAGUUUGAGCCACCGCCAGGUGAUGGGUCCUCCAGGCACUGGUUUCCAUGGUAACAUGGUCUCCAGCCCCCAGAGCAGCACAGUGACCACUCCGGGGAGCCCCAGCCUAGGCCGGCACCCAGCGGGGGCCCACCAGGUUUCCAGCCUCCACGGCAGUGUGGCCACCACUCCGGGGAGUCCCAGCCUGGGCCGGCACCCUGGGGCCCACCAAGGCAACCUGGCCUCCGGUCUCCAUGGCAACGCAAUAGCCAGUCCUGGAAGCCCCAGCCUGGGCCGUCACCUGGGAGGGUCUGGAUCUGUGGUUCCUGGCAGCCCCAGCUUGGACCGGCACGUGGCUUACGGUGGCUACACCACCCCCGAGGACCGGAGACCCACACUGUCCCGGCAGAGCAGUGCCUCCGGCUACCAGGCUCCUUCCACGCCCUCCUUCCCCGUCUCCCCGGCCUACUACCCUGGCCUGAGCAGCCCGGCCACCUCCCCGUCGCCAGACUCCGCAGCCUUCCGGCAAGGGAGCCCAACGCCGGCCUUGCCAGAGAAGCGGAGGAUGUCCGUGGGAGACCGAGCGGGCAGCCUCCCCAACUACGCCACUAUCAACGGGAAGGUGUCCUCGCCUGUCGCCAGUGGCAUGUCCAGUCCCAGCGGGGGUAGCACUGUCUCCUUCUCCCACACUCUGCCCGACUUCUCCAAGUACUCCAUGCCAGACAACAGCCCCGAGACACGGGCUAAAGUGAAAUUUGUCCAGGACACUUCCAAGUAUUGGUACAAGCCUGAGAUCUCCAGGGAGCAGGCUAUCGCACUCCUCAAGGACCAGGAGCCAGGGGCCUUCAUCAUCCGUGACAGCCACUCCUUCCGAGGGGCCUACGGGCUGGCCAUGAAGGUGUCUUCGCCCCCUCCGACCAUCAUGCAGCAGAAUAAAAAAGGAGACAUGACCCAUGAGCUGGUGAGGCAUUUCCUGAUAGAGACCGGACCCAGGGGAGUCAAGCUGAAGGGGUGCCCCAACGAGCCGAACUUCGGGUCCCUGUCUGCCCUGGUCUACCAGCACUCCAUCAUCCCGCUGGCUCUGCCGUGCAAGCUGGUUAUUCCAAACCGAGACCCCACAGAUGAAUCGAAAGAUAGCUCUGGCCCUGCUAACUCAACCGCCGACCUGCUGAAGCAAGGGGCAGCCUGCAACGUGCUCUUUGUUAACUCUGUGGACAUGGAGUCCCUCACUGGGCCCCAGGCCAUCUCCAAAGCCACAUCUGAGACAUUGGCUGCUGAUCCUACGCCAGCUGCCACCAUCGUUCACUUCAAGGUCUCUGCCCAGGGAAUCACUCUGACUGACAACCAGAGAAAGCUCUUCUUCAGACGACACUACCCCCUCAACACUGUCACCUUCUGUGACUUGGAUCCACAGGAAAGAAAGUGGAUGAAAACAGAGGGAGGCGCCCCUGCUAAGCUCUUUGGCUUCGUGGCCCGGAAGCAGGGCAGCACCACGGACAACGCCUGCCACCUCUUCGCGGAGCUUGACCCCAACCAGCCAGCCUCUGCCAUUGUCAACUUCGUCUCCAAGGUCAUGCUGAGUGCCGGCCAGAAGAGAUGAGCCCACCCCUUGCCCUGGGCCAGUGCAGUGGGGACGGGGCCCAUGGGGAGGGGACCCAGGAAUCCUGACCAUCCUUGAAUCCAGAAGGAGGACUUUGGGCCAAUUUUGGAGAAGGAGAGAAGAAAGUGCAACAUGGGGAGAGGGAAGUGAAUUGCAGAGGGAAGGGGGGAAGAGAGGAAGACAGAAAGAGAAAGACGGUGGAGAAGAACUCAGAUCCCCUGGGUGAUGGAAACUGCAAAAACCCAAAGCCUCCCAAACUAACCAGGUCCCCCUAACUUCCCCUUCCCCGCUCCUAGAGGAGAAGGAACAAGCCUCCUUGGGGAUCCAUAUUUUUUGGGGAAUGGAAAAGCAACUGCUUUCAAGGAAAAAUCAAGCUUUUUCUGGCCACCUGUGGGCUAGGUUGUCAAACCAAACAGAACCAGAGUGGGACAUCAAGUGGGGGAACUUUCUCUUUUAAAGUAUCUCAGACCCGAGGCACCUCAGGUCCCUUCGCUGUGCCUCUGAUGUAUUGUUGUGUGGGUGUGUGUGUGUCUGCACCCACACCUCACAUGUUGAUUCAUACUCGCCUCUGUCGGCUAGAAUUAUAAACAGCUGUCCUCGUCUGUGUCC